UUCAUUUUUAUUGUAAUUAAAAGAUAAAAUUGGGAAGCAUGUGAAUUGUAGCAGACUACAGCAAUGAAUAUAUUACUGUUGCUUGCAUUACGUUAUUAAACAGUGUUGAGUUUUCUAAAAUAUAAAGAAAAUAAACUUGUAAUAUGCUGUAUUUAAAGUGAUAAGAAAUUUUUUUUUUAAUGCUUUGACGUUAUUUAAAGCGUGAAUCUUUCAAAUAAUAAUGACGUUAUACUGGGGUCGAUUGUUAGUGCAAAAUGUAUCAAAAAGAGGUUUUCACUCGUCCAAGUGCAGACCUAUGUUUCAUGAAUUUCCUGACAAAGAUGGUCAACAAAUAAAAUCGAAAGAAGAGAGAGAAUGGGAAAAAUGGUCACUCAAAAGAAAAUUACUUUUGGAAUUUAAUCUAUUCAAAGAAGGAAUAAAGGAAACUUAUCGAAACUAUAUCAGUGAAUUCAAGAGAGGUCCAAUGAUAGUUGUACAUCCUCAUGAAGUAGAUGUCCUUAUGCGUUUUACAGGACAGCCCGAGGAUAAAGACAAAUGGAUUGUAACUGUUGAUCAAGAUCAUGAAAUGGGAUAUUCCUCUGCUAAUUUAGACAUAACUCGUGAUUCAAAAGGUAUGUUUCAUGGCUUUCUCGAUACAAAAAUACCCAAAGAUGGAAAAAUGACCAGAUCAGGUUUUGUCAAUUUACGACUUGUUCCACCUAUGAGUCCUUUUAAACAGAAAAUAUACUAUAAUUGGGAACUUUAUACUCAUAUUGUUCUACGUAUUAGAGGAGAUGGCAGGGUUUAUUCUGUUAACUUGCAUUUAGAAACUCCAGAAGAUCUUACCAUGUAUGACACGUACCAUUAUUUUAUAUGGACAAGAGGUGGGCCAUAUUGGCAACACAUAAGAAUACCAUUUUCCAAAUUUUUCAUGGCAUACAAGGGAAGGCUUCAAACGUCAACAACACCUUUGAAACAAAAUUCAAUUGGUUCAUUUAGCUUGACUUUAGCAGAUAAAAUCACUGGACCUUUCUGUUUAGAAAUUGAUUAUGUUGGUGUUGAGUAUGAUCCAAGUCACAUAGAAGAAACAGCUUAUGAGCAAUACCAAUCUGAAUUAAAAAUUUACUAAGUUUAAAAAUUGUUAACAGUUGAACUAUUGUAAAUAAAUAUUGAUA
Trichogramma pretiosum is the source of this 1154-nucleotide messenger RNA. RefSeq names its product complex I intermediate-associated protein 30, mitochondrial (gene CIA30). Lineage: Eukaryota; Metazoa; Arthropoda; Insecta; Hymenoptera; Trichogrammatidae. Bases 221 to 1108 code for a protein of 295 amino acids. Gene Ontology annotation, biological process: mitochondrial electron transport, NADH to ubiquinone; mitochondrial respiratory chain complex I assembly. The transcript has 3 exons. Gene Ontology annotation, cellular component: mitochondrion. The record is from RefSeq and is a predicted model, not a curated record.